AUGCCAUCUCAUGCUAACAACUUGUUGAUACAACAGUGAUUCUUUAAAAAGAAAUUAGCAACAAUGGCUGGCGAAUAUGAUACAGCAAUCACAGUGUUUUCUCCUGAUGGACGUCUUUUCCAAGUUGAAUAUGCGCAGGAAGCUGUGAAGAAAGGAUCAACAGCCGUUGGUGUACGUGGCAAAAAUAUCGUUGUUCUAGGCGUGGAAAAGAAAGCUGUUGCUGUUCUACAGGAAGAUCGUACAGUGCGUAAAAUCUGUGUGCUCGACGAUCAUGUUGCUAUGGCAUUUGCUGGUCUCACAGCUGACGCUCGUGUUCUUAUGCAUCGUGCCCGUAUCGAAUGUCAAUCUCAUCGACUCAAUGUCGAAGAUCCCGUCACCAUUGAAUACAUCACCCGGUUUAUUGCUGAUUUACAACAAAAAUAUACACAAGGACGUGGUCGUCGUCCAUUCGGUUUAUCAACGUUGAUUGUCGGUUUCGACUAUGAUGGCACCCCGCGUCUAUACUCAACUGAUCCAAGCGGUACUUAUCAUGAAUGGAAGGCAAAUGCGAUCGGCCGACAAGCCAAAACUGUUCGAGAAUAUUUAGAAAAGUCUUAUACAGAAACAAUUUAUGAAUCCAAUCAUGAGUCAAUCAAACUGUGCAUUCGAGCAUUACUGGAAGUGGUGCAGAGUGGAUCGAAGAAUGUGGAAAUUGCGAUUAUGGCAAGACACAAACCAUUGAAAACGCUGAGUGCCGAGGAAGUCGAAAAGUACAUAGCUGAAAUCGAGAAAGAAAACGAAAUCGAAGCAGAAAAGAAAAAGCAAGCAAAACAAAUCGGUAGUGGAACUACAACUUCAUCCACAUUAACAAGCCAGACAUCAAGAAAAGAAUAA
Adineta ricciae is the source of this 873-nucleotide messenger RNA. The record is from the annotation of a GenBank genome assembly. Lineage: Eukaryota; Metazoa; Rotifera; Eurotatoria; Adinetida; Adinetidae.